This is a messenger RNA of Protopolystoma xenopodis, 312 nucleotides long. Lineage: Eukaryota; Metazoa; Platyhelminthes; Monogenea; Polystomatidea; Polystomatidae. The record is from the annotation of a GenBank genome assembly.
AUGCCCUCUCGAACUUCUGUUGGAGGAUUGAAUAAGCCCGGCGAACAUCAUCACCAUAAUUACAAUCAACCUCAUCCUCAACAGCAUCACUUGACCAACACCAUCCCCAACACCACACCAACCAUCAUCAACAUCUUCCCCCAAUCGUUGUCAUUAUCCUCACUAGCCCCAUUUCAGAAUCAUUCCCAAUCUUCUUACCAGCAUCAGCACCCCUAUCCCAUCAUCAUCAUCAUCAUCAGCAGCAGCAGCAGUAGCAAUAGCAACGACAGCAUCAUUAAUCUCAGCCACAGAAAGUCCGACCUCGAGACUUGA